Closterium sp. NIES-65 is the source of this 1089-nucleotide messenger RNA. Lineage: Eukaryota; Viridiplantae; Streptophyta; Zygnematophyceae; Desmidiales; Closteriaceae. The record is from the annotation of a GenBank genome assembly.
AUGUACAUCACUCUCUACUACAUAGUCACUCGCCUCCCUGACUCCCUUCGCGUAGUCAGGGACCACUUCCUCUCAGUCUGUCCCACCACUCUCACUGUUGACCUCCUCGAGAAGUCCCUCCUAGCGGCCGAGAAGAGCAUAGUCGCUGUAGGGGCCUCUCGUGGUGACCCGCGCACCCCCAUCUUUGAGGGGUGUUCCCCCUCCCCCCUUCUGCCCUCUGUUGCCUCUGCUGCUGCGGCCGACCUCCUUGGUCUUGAGUCGGUCGGUGCGGCGUGUGCCCCUAGCGGGAGACGCCGCUCUGGCAAGUGCAAGGGGGGCAGGGGCACUCGAGGAGUGAGCGGGGGCGGUGGAGGUGGAGGUGGAGGUGGAGGCGGCGGGGGGAGUGGGGGUGGCGAUGGGAGUGGAGGUGGGGGUGGAGGUGUCGGUGGCGGCGGUGGAGGCGGAGGCGGCGGCGGCGGUGGCGGUGGGAGCGGAGGUGGCGGAGGUGGUGGCGGUGGAGGAGGCGGCGGAGGCGGCGGUAGUAGCGGAGGCGGCGGAGGCGGCGGGGGUGGCGGUGGAGCUGGUCGCGGGUCUACGCAGAGGAGUGGCUCCGGUGGUGGUCAGCGCCAGCAGCAGCAGCGCGGUCGUGAGACCCUGUCCCCUCAGCAGCUCAGUGAGUGGUACACUGCACGCCAGCGGGGUGGGGGUUUUGGUCCGUGCACCUACGUCCUGCGCACCGGCGACCGUGCGGGUGAGCAGUGUGGGGGUGCGCACCCCACCCAGCGCUGCUUUGGCCGCCUGACGGACGCGUGGCGUCACCAUUUCCCGGAGGCCACAGAGAUCCCUCGCUGGGGCAAGUUGUCUUGGGCGGGAGUUGCCAUCUAUGAUCUUGAUUUUGCUGCUAUCCUUUCUGCCAUGUAUGCUGUGUCUAUUAGUGAUGAGGGUGACUGUUACCGGUGUUUCCCGCCCGAUCCGGGCAUUGAGACUGCUGCUCUAGGUACUGGUGAGGCUGCUGCCCUAGGUGCUUGCGACGCUGCUGCUCUAGGUGCUAGUGCGUUUGUGUCCUCAGGUACUGGUGAGUCUGCGCUCUCAGGUACUGCGUGCCGAUAA